This is a messenger RNA of Chilo suppressalis (striped riceborer), 654 nucleotides long. NCBI's taxonomy places the organism in Eukaryota, Metazoa, Arthropoda, Insecta, Lepidoptera, Crambidae. The record is from the annotation of a GenBank genome assembly.
AUGGAUGUUGACGGCUCUUCUUUCCCCGGAGAAAUUGAUCAAAACCUCUUAUUACAAUUUAGUUGUAUGAAUACUACAGAUAGAGAGGAAUUGAUAAGUCAAAUGCAAAGACUUUUGGGACCUACUUUAAACUAUAACACAGCAAGUUUUUUUUUGGAUAUGAGUAAUUGGAACUUACAGGCAGCAAUAUGUUGUUAUUUAGAUUAUACAUUACCGCCUAAACUUCCUUCUAUGUCAUUGAAAGCUGCUCAAAAUCAAGAAACUGCCGUCAGUCCUGGUGCUCGCUUUGAACAGAAUUGGAGUAUUGCAAAUACUGGAGCUGAAUCAUGGCCUGGUAGCUGUAGAGUAAUACAGGCUGGUGGUGAGGCCUUUGGUGCUUCACCUUAUUAUGUGCCACCAUUACCUCCUGGGCAUUCAACCACAGUGACAUUAAAAUUAGUAGCACCAACCACACCUGGCUCACAUAGAGGAUACUUUCAUUUGGUUAAUGAUAAAGGUGAACAAAUAGGAGAUACUUUGUGGGUGGAAGUACUUGUAGAAACAGAGAUGACUAUGGCUUUAGUAGAACAACUUGCUGCUUUACCUGUGCCUAGUAGUAGAAGUGAAGAUACAACAAUUAGUCAGACAGUGCCGCAAGAUGAUCAAAUGUGUUGA